GACAGUUAGUAUCGAAGUAAUCGUUCGUAAACGUUUAUCGGCUUUUAUCAAUCACUGAAUCACCGUUAUCAACAUCGUUGUGGACAGUUGUUUUAACACAUAAGAUUCGUGCACUGUUUGACAGAAGGUACAUUGGUCGGCACGUUCAACGAUCAUUGCGAUGUUGACUUUGAGAUGUGUCGUCAUGAUCGUCGCCGUGUGGCCACUCCUCACCAUUACUUCUAUAUCAGUAGUGGCCCGACAUAAACGACAGCUACAAAACUCGUACUUGGGCUUGGGUUCCAACGUGGAAAUACUUCCGGUUGGUGACACGUCUGGAGUAAGCAGCUCGUACAGUGUAGUGGAAACGUCCAAGGUACCCCGCAGAGAGUACAACUCGUACAGAGCGAGAAAUACGCAUCGGGAUUCGGAACCGGAACACUCCGAAUACCGAGCGUACAAUAAACAUCCGUCUACUAGAAGUGGAGUUCGUGCUGGAGACGUACCGGAACAAAAGCCGUUCAAAUUCCCCGAAGAACGUCGUCAAAGGAAACCUUCUGCGGCUGACGCCGAGGACCGAGAUGAAGACUUGGACUCAAUACUGGUGCCUGACCAUCGACGAGGAGACUUGACACCAGGCAAUCGGAAGAAGUUUAAGCCCAAGAAGCCACAGAAUGACGAAACGGAUGAAGAAUCACUAGAAGAAUCCAAAUCAGCGCCCAAGAACGUCAAGGAGCCAAAACCAGUACCCAAGAACAUCAAAGAUAUUGUUGAAGAACGACCGGCCGAGAGCAAGAUCUCCAGUGAUCUGAAGGACGAAGGCAGCCGAUACAUAGGUCAUGGAUCUGGUGGUUAUGGUGGUGGUAGUGAGUACGACAAGGAGAAGCACUAUGACAAGGAACAAGGCCAAAAGUUCUUGGAGGGACACAAAUCGGAAGAGGGCGAGAAAGCAGAAAAAGCAUUCAAGAAAGAGGAAGCAUACGACAAGGGCCAGAAAGAAGACUACGGAAGCGAUGAAAAGCACUCACAAGUGGCUGAGAAGGCUGGUGAAAAGAAGGGGCACGUAGACCAGGCACAGCAUUUCGGUGAGGCGUACCAUGGCAACCACGGCGAGAAGGGCAUCACAGUGGUGAAAAAGGGCGGCCAUAAAAAAGGUAAGAAGACGUCGGGAUUCCAUAAGGUGCACCACAAGGACGAGUACAAGAAGGACGAAGUGUUCUACGAUGAGUCGCACGAUGGUGGCGAGCAUGAGGAACACAAACACGAACAGGAGAAGCAUGCCAAGGAGAAGGGUGGAAGCGAAAAGAAAGGUCAUACGGACACAGGGUACCAUGAGAGUCACGGUUCAAAGAAGGCGGAGAGCGAUCAUGGCAAGAAAUAUGAACAGGCUAAGGGCCACAAUUCCGAGGCUGGCGAGCAAGCACACCACGGACAACAGUCCGAAUUCUCCAAGAAAGGAGGUGUCAAAGAAGGCGAGAAGUACGGGCACGCGGACGCGGGUGGCGGUGGUUACUUCGAAAAGGGCGGAUACUUCUAAUCAAUCGAAUUUGACUCCAACGGCGGCGGUGGUAGCGGUGUGUAAAUACCACGAAGACUUCUUUUUAAAAGUUCGAUGACGUAUUAUGAUGUAACGCAUGAACGAUUAUAGGUGUAAAAGUUAUCGUUCAUUGCGAAUUUACACAAACAAAGUAUUUAUAGUAAGUUCUAAUGUUUAUUAAUUUAAUUUUUUUAUUAUUAUUAUUUACUUGUUUUU
Messenger RNA from Rhopalosiphum maidis (corn leaf aphid), 1732 nucleotides. RefSeq names its product sarcoplasmic reticulum histidine-rich calcium-binding protein-like. Lineage: Eukaryota; Metazoa; Arthropoda; Insecta; Hemiptera; Aphididae. The coding region runs from base 161 to 1516 and encodes 451 amino acids. The record is from RefSeq and is a predicted model, not a curated record. The transcript has a single exon.